Molecule: messenger RNA, 387 nt
Organism: Penicillium cataractarum
Lineage: Eukaryota; Fungi; Ascomycota; Eurotiomycetes; Eurotiales; Aspergillaceae
Product: Zn(II)2Cys6 transcription factor domain-containing protein
Exons: 2
Coding region: 1-387 (128 amino acids)
Biological process (GO): regulation of DNA-templated transcription
Molecular function (GO): DNA-binding transcription factor activity, RNA polymerase II-specific; zinc ion binding
Source: RefSeq, a predicted model, not a curated record
AUGGGAACGACUAAGACCUUGCGUACCCUCCUGCCGGCGGAAGACAAGCACACAAUGCAGUCCUUAGAAGCAAACCCGGGUAAAGAGAUGCGACGCAACGUUUCUCUCGCUUGCACAGAAUGUCAAAGAAAGAAGACCAAGUGUUCGGGAACAGCGCCGUGCACGAGAUGUGCAACUAGUGCACAACAGUGUCUCUAUGAUCAAACCAGUGAUCGUAGACGCAAGGAGUACACGGUCGGUCUGUUCAAAUUUCAUACUACUCUCUGCCAACUGGCUGCCACCCUGCGCUCUGCAGCUCCCGAAGAGCUAUUGUCGUUGGUUUGGCAGGUUCAAAGCUUGCCAACAGAUCAAGAGGCAAUCGAUUACCUUGUUCAGGUGUUGGGUUAG